CUGACUGGCUGAACUACAGCUCAGACCGGCCCUCUGCUCUGACGUCAUACUGACAUUUCUAGGUUUGGAUUUAAAGGUGUGAGGAAGUGAUGAACACAGACAGCAGCAGCGUCUGUCAGUGUCUGCAGACGGAGGAGGAGGAGGAGGAGGAGGAGGACGUCUCUCUGACCUCACCUGGACUUUAACAGGUGAGCAGCCUGACAGAAAACCAUGAUGACGGCAGUGGACCUUUUCAACACUCUGGAGGAUUUAAAAGAAGAUGAAUUUAAGAAAUUCAAAUGGUAUCUGCAGCAGCCAAACAUCCUGGAAGGUUACCAAAGCAUCAAAGUGUCCAUGUUGGAGGAUGCAGAAAGGCAGGACACAGUGGAUGUGAUGGUGAAUACCUAUCACCUUCAUGGAGCUCUGAAGGUGACCAAGAAGGUUUUAGAGAUGAUCAACAGGAAUGAUCUAGCGCAGAGUCUGCCAGACACCAGCUCAGGACCAGAAGAGUCAGUGCAUGUCAGUGAUGUUGGAGAGACUUCACAGAACAGAGGAACUCCCUCCUCUCAGAGCAAAGGUAAGCUGCUGUAUUCUCUGGUCAGUAUGGAAGCCCUGAGUGACAAAGUGGCAGUUUAAAGUUUGAAAA
Molecule: messenger RNA, 625 nt
Organism: Sander lucioperca (pikeperch)
Lineage: Eukaryota; Metazoa; Chordata; Actinopteri; Perciformes; Percidae
Product: pyrin-like
Exons: 3
Coding region: 211-615 (134 amino acids)
Source: RefSeq, a predicted model, not a curated record